AUGUCCAGCAAACGACUAUUCUCUGCUAAAUUCCUUCAACGCCUCAGCAAACCUUUGACCGAAGCCGAUGUCAAACCACAAUACGUAUGGAAUGAAGCCAAGCAAAAGGGAUUCUGGCGUCCACCUCAAGUGAGUUUGCGAGUGCAAGCUGAUUUGCGAAAGGCCUGCAUUCAAGAAGGUGUCGAUCCCCUCUCGAUUGGUUUGCCACCUGUUGCAUCAAAGAAACCCCUUCGCACCAAACCCAACAAACUUGAAAAACACGAACGUAUGCGAGCUGAACGUCAAGAAACCAUUCGCAAAAACUUGGAAAAGAUGCCUCAAACCAUUCAAGCUUGGAAGGAGGACAAAUUAAAGGAAGCUGCCAAACAAAAGUCAUCAUUACCAUUUUAG
Messenger RNA from Lichtheimia ornata, 390 nucleotides. RefSeq lists its product as uncharacterized. The transcript has 2 exons. The coding region runs from base 1 to 390 and encodes 129 amino acids. NCBI's taxonomy places the organism in Eukaryota, Fungi, Mucoromycota, Mucoromycetes, Mucorales, Lichtheimiaceae. The record is from RefSeq and is a predicted model, not a curated record. Gene Ontology annotation, molecular function: structural constituent of ribosome. Gene Ontology annotation, cellular component: mitochondrial large ribosomal subunit.